AUGCAUCAAAGGAAAUACACACUAGUACUCAUCUCUGAGCUUGGACUGGGAGCUGCAAAGCCUGCAGUUACACCUAUUGAAGCUAAUGUCAAGCUCACUACUAAGGAAUAUGAUGAACAUAUUGGUGUUCUUGAGGGCACAACAGAUGAAACCUUGAGAGACCCCGGCAAGUACCAGAGGCUACUAGGAAAGCUACUCUACUUGACAGUCACACGACCAGACAUAGCAUAUAGUGUUCAGACAUUGAGUCAAUAUAUACAGAAGCCAAAAAGGUCUCAUAUGGAAGCUGCACAAAGAGUGGUCAAGUAUGUGAAAGGGCAGCCUGGACAAGGCAUACUGUUGUCUAGCAGAAAUGAGAACACUAUUACAGCAUAUUGUGAUGCUGACUGGGCAGCCUGUCUUCUCACAAGGAAAUCAGUAACUGGAUUCUUUAUCAAGUAUGGUGAGUCAUUAGUGUCCUGGAAGUCAAAGAAGCAAAACACUAUUUCCAGGAGCUCAGCAAAAUCAGAGUAUACGAGCAUUGCAUCAACAGUAGCAGAGUUAGUUUUGAUACUUGGCUUAUUCAAGGAUAUUGGAGUAGUUGUUGAACUUCCUGUGAACAUACUCACAGACAGCAAUGCAGCAAUUCAAAUAGCUGCCAAUCCAGUAUUCCAUGAACGCACUAAAUAA
Molecule: messenger RNA, 669 nt
Organism: Nicotiana tabacum (common tobacco)
Lineage: Eukaryota; Viridiplantae; Streptophyta; Magnoliopsida; Solanales; Solanaceae
Product: secreted RxLR effector protein 161-like
Source: RefSeq, a predicted model, not a curated record